UUAGGAUUUAGGACUUAAGGGGGGGACUCUAUUUGCGUGUUAACAUGCAUUAUUAGUACUUUUUUAUAGCCCGAUGCAUGAUGUAACAAAAUGGGCCUUGAUGGCAUGAACACCUGCAAAUGGGCUUUCUCGUUUCUAUUUCCUCUCCGCGUGGGCUGUUCCCCGAGCUUUCUUCCAUUUUUCCCUGACCUGGUUUUAUCAUCAUCCACCUCAAAUUCUCAAUGAAUCUCUAUUUUUUUUGGAAAUAAAAACAAUUCUUUAUUCCUUGGAUUUCCUUAAGGACGAAGUUCCAAAAACUGAAGCAAGGGGGACACUCUUUUGUAAUUUCAACGCCUAAAAAAGCAAUCGAAACCAAGCGGUUCUAUUUCGGUUCUCUUAUCGAAACUCUGAGGAAUUUCUCGCCUGAAUUCACAUAUUCAUUUCCACUGCACUUUCUAAUACUCCUCUUCUGACAUCCCAUGGGGCUGCUUUCCAACAGGGUUGAUAGAGGCAGCCUCAAACCCGGUGAUCAUAUUUAUUCCUGGCGCGCCGCUUAUACUUAUGCGCAUCACGGUGUCUACAUCGGGGACAAUAAGGUAAUACAUUUCACUAGACGUGGCCAAGAGGUAGGAACAGGGACCGUACUGGAUCUUCUAUUGGUCAGUUCAGGACCUAAUCGAGGUCAUGUUCCAUGCCCAACCUGCAUUUCUCCUGCAGACGGUCAUGGAGUUGUUAUCUCAUGUUUGGACUGCUUCCUUGCUGGUGGUGUUCUGUAUCGCUUUGAGUAUGCUGUAAACCCUGCUCUAUUUCUUGCAAAAGCACGGGGAGGAACUUGCACCCUUGCUGCUUCAGACCCAGAUGAUGAUGUGGUUCACCGAGCAAAGUACCUUCUUGAGAAUGGUUUUGGAUGCUACAAUGUGUUCAAGAACAACUGUGAAGACUUUGCGAUUUACUGCAAGACGGGAUUGCUUGUUGUAGAUCAAAGUACAAUGGGGCAGAGUGGUCAAGCUGUGUCCAUUAUAGGCGGUCCUCUCGCUGCUGUUUUAUCUACACCUCUGCGUCUUGUCACUACUAAUGUAUACGGAAUGGCGGUGACUGCUGUUGGGGUUUAUUGCGCAAGUCGUUAUGCUGCUGAUAUUGGGAUGAGAAGAGAUGUCGUGAAAAUGCCGGUGGAAGAUCUCACAGCGAGACUGGCAACAGGGCUCUUGCAGGUUAUUUCACCAAGCCUUCCGGUUCCACCUUUGCAGCCGUCUCCUGUGAGCUAGCCAGUGGUUUUAAAUCAUCAGGUCAAUGGUUUAUUAUCCAUAAAGUGUGCUGUUUUGUGUCAAAAAACAAGUGUUAUCAGUCUGAUUGUUGAUGUUUAUCACCCAUCAUGUAUCUGUACUAGUAUCUGUUUCGUUGUGUGGGCCUUCUAAUUUUUAUGCCCCUAUAAUACUGAUCAUUGUAAUGCAUGUAUCAUUUGUUACUGCAAAAACAUAUUCCAUCUAGUGGGAUGAAGACUUUGUUGUUGUCAGCUGUAGCUGCAAAAUGAGAGCUCGCCAUCCGCUCUUUUGUGCUAAUUUCGUAAAGCUGCUAUCCUUCAUUUCGAGAUGUGUUGGCACAACCAUGUUAUGCAAUGAAAGUUUCAACCUCGUAGCCAAGUACCGAGGUCGUCGUCCAUGGUGUUUUCUAGCACUAUAGACACUGGAAAGAACGGCAUCGGCACCUACCAUUUGGAUUCCAAGCCAUGAGUUCAUACAAUAAACUAGUGUCUAAGACUCUAGAGAAUUUGAAAGGUUGGAACAUCUUACAAAGGUUCUCAGUUUUGGGCGCGUUGCAGGUGGCAUUGGUCACAGGCCAAGCUGGAAAAGUACCCAAAACAAAAAAGUGGCCCAUUAGUCAAAGGAUUGUCAAAUUGUCAUGUCAUCGGCCUUCCGGCUUCACUUUGAGUAGGCAAAAUGAAACGGAUAGAGGGAAAUAAGGGAAUCAUGGUCAUGAUGGAGAUUCCAUGUGUUGAUCCCCAUCUGCUAAAAAGCAAACCAUUGCAUAGGACGACAUACUUGUCUAAAUAUUUGGUUCAGAAUAAAAGGAUUGGAGUUUUAAUAAAAAUUUUCAAGUUCAUACAGCUAACCGUGCCUCAUACACAUUGUUGAAUUCAUGAAAGUUAUCAAUUAAAUACAAAAUCU
This is a messenger RNA of Oldenlandia corymbosa var. corymbosa, 2144 nucleotides long. The record is from the annotation of a GenBank genome assembly. Lineage: Eukaryota; Viridiplantae; Streptophyta; Magnoliopsida; Gentianales; Rubiaceae.